Rubroshorea leprosula is the source of this 1281-nucleotide messenger RNA. The record is from the annotation of a GenBank genome assembly. Lineage: Eukaryota; Viridiplantae; Streptophyta; Magnoliopsida; Malvales; Dipterocarpaceae.
CCUCCUCUCCUCUUCACCUGUUGAAGCUUUCUUGAUUUCUUCCCCUUUUCUUUACUUCGGAUGAUUGAUCAAAGCAUGGAGCAGUCUUUGCCGUCGACGUCAAGUUUUAGGCUUCCAAAUCCCUCAUCUUCAUGCUACGACGUUGGCUUUCGAUUUGUUCCCACCGACGUCGAACUCUUGCAUUGCCUCCGAACCAAGAUUGUUUCUCCGAACUAUGAUAAUCACUUGAUUAUGACCACUGAUAUUUACAAGCACGAACCCUGGUUUCUUCCCUGGGAUCCAGUCGAUAACGUCAUCUUUCAUGGCGACGAGCGUUAUUUCUUUGUCCAAAGAAAACCCUUCUCUGGAAAGGAUACGGGGACCAGGCCCAAGCGCACCAUUGAUUCCGAACAAGGCUGGUGGAACUCCAACACCGACGACAAACCCAUCUACGAUGAAGGAGGAAAGGUGCUGGGUUACGUCAAGUCUCUCACUUUCUUCCUCAAAGACGAAACCAAGAAGCGGAAGGCCGGUGAUUCCAAGAAUCGAAAAGAAUGUGGGAUAAAAACGGACUGGAUCAUGCACGAAUACAUGCUGGAAUUAAAUAAAGUCCGACAGUGGGUUCUUUGCCGUAUUCAUUACAACGGCAAGACCUCUUUAUCCUUCUCAUCAUCACCACAGACACCGUCGCGGUGCAGCGGAGGACCUGAUCCGUUGCAACCACCACCACAGGCGUCGCAUUGCAGCGGAGGACCUGUUCCGAUGCAAUUACCAACACGGACGUCGCAGUGCAGCGGAGGACCUAAUCCGAUGCAACCACCGUCACAGGCGUUGCAUUGCAGCGGACGACCUGACCCGUUGCAACCGCCAGCUUCAAAGCGAGUCAAGAGUAGUAGGCCUAAGGAUCAAGACCCACAGGAAUCACAGCUCCUUGAAGUUCAACAAGAGUCCCAACAGCAACAGGAGGAGAACUAUGAACCAGUAUUGGCUGGAGUUGAUGGCGAUGCAGAAGAAGAUAUAGGCAGUUGGAUUGAUUCACUUAUUUUUGAUAUUGUUGAAGAUUAAUUGAUAUUAUCCAUGUACAAAAAAAGGAAAGAAUUGAAGAACUACAAUGAUCCAGUUGUAAAUCUUAUGCUUGACAUAUAUAGUAAUUGAAGAACUGAUCUUUUUGAAUAUUUUGUGUCGAUAUUCGUCUCUCUUAUCUCUUUAUUAUAUAUUGUUUGUACAAGUCAUAUUUUAGUUUCUACUAAAAUUGAAGAAUAUCUUUUGUAAUCCCAGACUGAAUAAGAUUUAUUAAGAGCA